AUGGCUUCAAAAAUAUGGCAGGUGUGCGACUUGACAACGUCUUACAUUGCAAACUUUGAACCAUAUUUGGGGGUGAAAUAUAAAACUACAAUUGAGGGGAGAAGGAAAGAAACUGGGACAAUCAAAGAAGACAACACACCGGUUGCUACAGCCCUUCCAGAAAAAAACCAUAUUUUUUUCUGUGAUUCGCUUUUUACGUCAGUUAACACAGCCCUUGAAUUACAAGACAAAAAAGUGUACAUGGUCGGUAGUUUUAGCAGACGAAAUCGGAAAACCAUGCCGCCGCAAUUAAUUCCUGAGGGGAAAAGCAAGAAGCUGAAAUUGAAAAUUGGUGAAAUGAAAGCAGCAACUAGACCGGACAACACUAUCAAUAUUACUGCAUACCAGGAUGACAGUGCGCAAAUAUUGAUUUUAAAUACAGUCUAUCCCCCACUGGCUACGUCGGCAGAAGCAGUAGAUGACGAGAGACACGUGCCUGUAUCGUUACAAUGUUACAGACAUCACAUGGGUGGCGUGGAUCGUUCUAACCAAAGGCGAAAAUACUAUCACACGGGCAGAAAAAACAAUCGUUGGUGGAUCUACAUGGCCUGUUACCUCAUAGAUGUUGCAUUGGUCAAUGCUUAUGAAUGUUUCAAGGCAUUGAAUCGCACGACAAAAGUAACGCACAAAUUCUUCAAUAUCCGCACAGGUAAACAACUGAUUGGUGGACACUCGAGUAGAAUUCAAAAAUCCAUAAGAGAAGUUGGCUCUCUUCCAAGUAACACGUCAUUUAUUCGUAGUGAAAACAUGGAUUCGCACGAAAUAUGCAGACUAUCCGGGCGUCAAAAAUCGUGUAAGCAGUGCAGCAAGGACGGGAGAAAAACUGCGAGUGGCCGAUUAUCAGAAACAUCAAAAGGAUGCCCAAUUUGUAAAGUUCACCUUCACGCGGGCGAAUGUUUCGCUGCUUUUCAUCACAACAUGGCACUGAGGGGAAAACGCACCGUGGGAACACAAACACGAAGUACAGAAGAGCAGCCCUCGACAUCAGGCAGACGCAUGGGAGCAGCCCGCCGGGGUGGACGACUAAGAAAGGCGUACAACAAAUAA
Messenger RNA from Saccoglossus kowalevskii, 1086 nucleotides. Its product is annotated as piggyBac transposable element-derived protein 3-like. NCBI's taxonomy places the organism in Eukaryota, Metazoa, Hemichordata, Enteropneusta, Harrimaniidae. The record is from RefSeq and is a predicted model, not a curated record.